CUGAACGAGCCACAAACCAGAACAACAAAGAUGGCCCACUCCUUUCAUAUCUCUCCCUCCGAGGGCCACUUCAAAUGGAGCAACGCUAUCUCACCAGCCCUCACCGUCCCCUCGGGAUCCGAAAUCACAUUCGACCUACACGACGGCGGCAACAACCAAAUCCGCCCCGACAACGAGACCACCGCCCUCGCCGACUUCGAUUUGGCCCAGGUCGACCCGGCAUUUGGUCCUGUCUUCAUCGAGGGCGCUGAGCCAGGCGACAUCCUCAAGGUCGAGAUCAACGCCCUGGACACUGCAGACUACGGCUGGACCGCCAUCUUCUCGGGCUUUGGCCUCCUCGCUGAUGAGUUCCCAGAGCAGCACGUCAGGGUCUGGGAUCUGCGCGAGGCUUCACUCCGACCUUCGAUCACCAGUGCUGCUGCCGGCGGGGCCAACAGUGGUCCACGCAGGGCCGUAUUCAAGCCCGGCAUCUCUGUGCCUGUCAGACCCUUUCUGGGCGUUAUCGGCAUCGCCCCCGCGGGGCCCGACGAGCUCAGCACCAUCCCGCCGUAUGCGUUAUCGGGCGGGAACAUCGACACCCGGUACCUGGGUGUAGGAACCACAGUCUACCUCCCCAUUCAGGUGCCUGGCGCCCUCUUCAGCUGCGGCGACGGACAUGCCGCGCAGGGAGACGGCGAGGUAUGCGGCACCGCCAUCGAGACGCCGAUGAGGGCCCGCCUGCGGCUGAGCGUCGUCAAGAAGGACGGCGGCGAGGGCUGGAUGGAGCUCAAGUGUCCGCACUACAUCACGCCGCCGCGGUCGGGCGAGAUCGCCGAAGAUGACCUCAGGGGCACCUAUGCUGCGCUGGGCAUCCACUCAGACCCGAGGGAAGCCGCGAGGAUGGCCCUCAGGGGCUUGAUAGACUGGCUGGAGAAGGAGAAGGGGCUGGCCAGGGAAGAGGGCUAUAUGCUGGCGAGUGUGGCCGCGAGCUUGCGAAUGACCGAGGUGGUGGACAUGCCCAACUUUGCUGUCUCGUGCUCGAUUCCACUGAGCACCUUUGACGACGACGAGUAA
Cryphonectria parasitica EP155 is the source of this 1053-nucleotide messenger RNA. RefSeq names its product Acetamidase/Formamidase. The record is from RefSeq and is a predicted model, not a curated record. The transcript has a single exon. The coding region runs from base 31 to 1053 and encodes 340 amino acids. Gene Ontology annotation, molecular function: hydrolase activity, acting on carbon-nitrogen (but not peptide) bonds, in linear amides. Lineage: Eukaryota; Fungi; Ascomycota; Sordariomycetes; Diaporthales; Cryphonectriaceae.